Aspergillus terreus NIH2624 is the source of this 1326-nucleotide messenger RNA. RefSeq names its product phosphatase PAP2 family protein. Gene Ontology annotation, molecular function: inositol phosphoceramide synthase activity. Gene Ontology annotation, biological process: sphingolipid biosynthetic process; inositol phosphoceramide metabolic process. Gene Ontology annotation, cellular component: inositol phosphoceramide synthase complex. The transcript has 2 exons. The record is from RefSeq and is a predicted model, not a curated record. The coding region runs from base 1 to 1326 and encodes 441 amino acids. NCBI's taxonomy places the organism in Eukaryota, Fungi, Ascomycota, Eurotiomycetes, Eurotiales, Aspergillaceae.
AUGAACCCCUCCCUCCCUUCGUGGAAGGAUCGCACGCAACAACACUUCGGCAAGCUUCAGAUCCAAGUCCCAUGGCGCUCCAUUCAGCUAUUGGUUCCGCAUCGGAUGCGUCGCAAGAUCCGUUCAAAGCUGCGCAGUAGAAUCUCGCCCACGUCGUCCAUCUCCUCCCUCCAGACCUCCUUCUCCCCGGUCGACACUCUCCGUUCGCUCCAGAGCCAUCGGUGGACGCUCUACGACUUCCAAUACUUACUGCUGUUAAUUGUUGGGAUCUUUUCGCUGAGCGUCAUUGAGGUCCCGGGGCCUCUCGCAAAGACCGCUGUGUUUUCUCUGCUCCUGGUCUCUCUUCUUCUUCCUAUUACUCGCCAGUUCUUCCUGCCGUUUCUCCCCAUCGCCGGCUGGUUGAUCUUCUUCUAUGCUUGCCAGUUCAUUCCCAGCGAUUGGCGCCCAGCAAUCUGGGUCCGCGUCCUUCCGGCUUUGGAGAAUAUCUUAUAUGGCGCCAACAUCAGUAAUAUCUUGUCUGCUCACCAGAAUGUCGUUCUGGACGUCCUAGCGUGGCUCCCGUACGGUAUCUGCCACUACGGAGCGCCAUUUGUCGUCUCCCUCCUCCUGUUCAUCUUUGGUCCUCCUGGCACGGUGCCUCUCUUCGCCCGGACCUUCGGAUAUAUCAGCAUGACUGCCGUGACCAUUCAGCUGGUGUUCCCUUGUUCUCCCCCAUGGUAUGAGAACCUGUAUGGGCUGGCGCCGGCCGAUUAUUCGAUGGAAGGAAACGCCGCAGGCUUGAAGCGCAUUGACAAGCUCUUUGGUAUCGACUUGUAUACCUCUGGAUUCAAACAGUCGCCCGUUGUUUUUGGUGCCUUUCCGUCGUUGCACGCCGCUGACUCGACUCUCGCCGCCCUCUUCAUGAGCCAGGUCUUCCCGCGGCUGAAGCCCUUGUUCGUGACCUACACCCUCUGGAUGUGGUGGGCUACCAUGUACCUCUCCCACCACUACGCGGUGGACUUGGUUAGCGGUGGUUUGCUCGCGACGACGGCCUUUUACUUCGCCAAGACGCGAUUCAUGCCCCGCGUGCAGAACGACAAGAUGUUUCGUUGGGACUACGACUAUGUCGAGUACGGUGAUGCGACUCGGGAGUACGGUUACGAUUUGGCCAGCUUCGGCGGCGAAUUCAAUAUGGACAGCGAUGAAUGGACAGUUGGUUCCUCAUCUUCCGUCUCGUCCGGUUCGCUCAGUCCCGUUGACGACCACUACACAUGGGAACAUGAGUCUCUAGCGUCUCCCGCUACUGACAUUGAGUCCGGCCGUCACCUCCUCUCCCCCUUGAGUUGA